GUCACGACCCACCAGUUGAGCUAGCUAGACGUGACUUCAUUUGCAACUUCUCACUUUCGUCACCACACUUUCAGUCAUGUCUAUUUAUUAAUUUUAGUCCUGCAAAUCUCUUUUUCCUUUUCCACUAACUAUUCUCCACAUCACUAUUCUAUACGAUCUGUUUAUCUCAAAUUCCCUUUUGUCCUUUCAUUGAUGCCAUAGUUGCUGUGUCUGUGUUUAAUUGAGGAUUGUCUUGGAUUAGCUGUUUGAGAAAGCCUUAAUCUGUUUGAGUCACUGAGACACAGUUUAUGAGAGAAGAGCUGAGGGUAAUCACAGAGAGUGCCAGGCAACAGAUGGGCCUGUGCUAGUUAACCCGAGAGAAACCUUUGAGGAAAAACAGUACUCUUAGGCAAAGAUUUUAGAUGGACAGUGAGGGUGUUAAAGAACAACAAAGUGAGGAAGAAAUGGAGCAGGAAAUGUCCUGUGAGAAAGACGAGGACAGCGAACCAGAGGAGGAAGAUGAAGCUGAUGAGGAUGAGGAGGAAAUGGCAGAAAUUAUGGACCGAGGGGUUCUGAGGGACACGGAGGUCUGGAAUGGGUUUAUUUCAGGAGGAGGACUUGCAGCUGAAGAGGAGGUGCUGCUGGACUGGAAGCCAGGUGACUCUGUGACUCCUCAGUAUGUCCUCAUGCUACCAGGAUACACCGACGACUACCUGUGCUCCCCAGAAGACAACGUCUACAACAUUAGCUUUUCACGAUUCAAAAUAAGAGACCUAGAAGGUGGAUCGGUCAUUCUGGACCUAAAACGACACUGUCCGACAGCAAUAAAGGAUAUCAUAGAGCUGGAUGCAGGCCGUUUCAUUCAGUAUCAUUUCAUUCCAGCUUUUCUAAAUCUCAGGGAGAUUGGAGCCACGCUUGAGUUUACAGUGGGCGGUAAGGCAGUCAACAAGUUUCGGCUGAUUGAGAGUAAUUAUUUUAAUUCAGGUGUCCCAUUGGGGCUGACCUCCAGGAGGAAGGUAGUCAUGACAAAUGCCUCCAACACAGGUUGGGGAGCACUGUACGAGGGCAGACCAGUGUUUGGCUCUUGGACACAUCUGGAGCAAAGCUUGCACAUCAACUGCCUUGAAAUUAUGGCUGUUUCUCUGGUCCUGAAAGCCUUCAUACAAACCUUAAAGGGGCAUCAAGUCCUGGUCCGCUCAGACAACAUGACGAGGCUGUUGGAUAAGGGGCGCACCCCUUCCACGCUCAAUGUGUAUGUGGCAGCUAUCAUGGUGAAUCAUGCUCCUGUGACUGGCCAGUCAGUCGACAAAAACGACCUUGUCAUUAAAUUUCUGAGGGGAGGGUUGAGGGGAGGGGAGGGUUGA
This is a messenger RNA of Sinocyclocheilus grahami, 1343 nucleotides long. RefSeq lists its product as uncharacterized. Lineage: Eukaryota; Metazoa; Chordata; Actinopteri; Cypriniformes; Cyprinidae. Gene Ontology annotation, molecular function: lipid binding. Gene Ontology annotation, cellular component: spindle pole; intercellular bridge; spindle midzone. The transcript is spliced from 6 exons. The record is from RefSeq and is a predicted model, not a curated record. Bases 402 to 1343 code for a protein of 313 amino acids. Gene Ontology annotation, biological process: visual perception; positive regulation of protein tyrosine kinase activity; negative regulation of clathrin-dependent endocytosis.